AUGGCUGCCAAGACGCUUAUCUCCAUGCUUGCCGCCGUCAGCUCCGCCGCGGCUCUGACGUGCCAAGUUGCUGGCGGCACCUCUGAUGAUUCCCCUGCUAUCCUGGCUGCGUUGAAGCAGUGUAACAAUGGCGGAACCGUUGUCCUUGACAAGACAUACACCAUCGGCUCCGUGCUUCAGACGGAGGACCUGUCCAACAUCGCCAUCCAGCUCUCCGGCACUGUCAGCUUGAGCACGGAUCUCAGCUACUGGCAGAAGAACUCCAUCCAGCUGACCUACCAAGAUGCUUACACCGCGUGGGCCAUCGGUGGUAGCAACAUCCACAUCUACGGCGGCGGUUCUUACAAUGGAGGAGGUGACGCAUGGUACGCGGCCGGCAAGACGGGUCCCAUCAUGUUGACCCUGCUCAACGCCAAGAAUGUCCUUGUUGAGCACAUCACCAUGAACAAGAGCCCCUUCUGGCACAACCUCGUCGAGGGCUGCACCAAUGUGACGUACAGCCACGUGAACAUGAACUCUGUUCAGACGAGUGGAAAGCAGGCCCAGAACACCGAUGGCUGGGACACCUACCGCAGCUCCCAGGUCACGAUCACCGACUGCACCGUCAUCAACGGCGACGACUGCGUCUCCUUCAAGCCCAACUCCACCGACAUCACCGUCAAGAACCUCUACUGCCAAGGCUCCCACGGCAUCUCCGUCGGCUCCCUGGGCCAGUACGCCGGCCAGGUCGACAUCGUGCGCAACAUCUACGCCAAGAACAUCACCAUGGUCAACGCGUCCAACGGCGCCCGCAUCAAGGCCUGGGGCGGCAGCGCCUCCCCCACGUCCACAUCAGGCGGCGGCACCGGCGUGGUCCAGAACGUCACCUUCGACACCUUCACCAUGAAGAACGUCGACCUCCCCAUCGUCAUCGACCAGUGCUACAUGACCUCCGCCGCCGCCUGCGCGCAGCACCCCUCGGGCGUCACCAUCAGCGACGUGCACUACAUCGACGUGACGGGCACCGGCGGCAAGGCGGCUGAGGUCGUGAGCAUGGUGUGCAGCGACGUCUGCCAGGAUAUCACCGCCACGGGCACGAAGCUCGUGGGCACGAAGGGCGGCGCGGAGUACAUCUGCAAGAACGUCGCGUCUACGGAUAAGUUGGACUUCCCCUGCAGCGCCACGGGCGUGACGGUCGGCGGCGGCACGACCAAGACUUCCAAGACUGCCAAGGCGACGGCUACCAAGAGUUUAGGUUGA
Messenger RNA from Colletotrichum chrysophilum, 1239 nucleotides. RefSeq lists its product as uncharacterized. The transcript is spliced from 7 exons. Gene Ontology annotation, biological process: carbohydrate metabolic process. NCBI's taxonomy places the organism in Eukaryota, Fungi, Ascomycota, Sordariomycetes, Glomerellales, Glomerellaceae. Gene Ontology annotation, molecular function: polygalacturonase activity. Bases 1 to 1239 code for a protein of 412 amino acids. The record is from RefSeq and is a predicted model, not a curated record.